Molecule: messenger RNA, 1737 nt
Organism: Hyaloscypha bicolor E
Lineage: Eukaryota; Fungi; Ascomycota; Leotiomycetes; Helotiales; Hyaloscyphaceae
Exons: 1
Coding region: 350-1384 (344 amino acids)
Source: RefSeq, a predicted model, not a curated record
UCUUUGAGAACUUUUUCUCUGUCACACUCCAAAGAAAUACCUGAACCGUCACCGAAAAUUCAACUGCUUUUGACCAUCUUCGCGGCGCAUUUGCACAACGAUUUGGCAACUCCUGUCUUCAAGCUUCAAGCUCCAUCCUCCCAGCCACCCGCUUCCACAUUCAAUCCUCCCCCCAAACGCGACGGCAAGCAACUGCGUACCAGCCACGCUCUUCGGAUCAGCUGCUCGAGCACCAACUAUACACUUGAAAGGCCAGUACACACCAAGUCAUCUAUCUUCGUCCGCAUCGUCGUGAAGCCUCCUUUGUCCCUCUCUCAACACCAGAUCGCCUGACCGUGGGCAUACAGUCAUGUCCAACGACUCUGCGGCUGUUCCUGCCAUGGACGAUCCGCCUUCUUCAAUUCAACCUGCCUCGAAGCAAGUUCUUCUAACUGCUUCUGUUCCGGAUGGACAACCUUCUACCGCAACUUUUGGCAGAGAGCAAGCAACAACCUCGAACGGUCCCCAGGACACCGCAGAACCAUCCGCCGCCUUCGCUUGCUUUUCCAAAUUACCGCCCGAACUCCGUUGCAAGGUCUGGUGGGAGGCUUCUUUCCAAAGGCGCAACAUUUGUAUCUCGAUCAAGAAACUGGGUACGUGGGACGAAGACCUACUUGAAGAAGUAUGGGCUUGCCCUUUCGCCUAUAUUUCCCGUUCUGCUCACCCAGCUAUCCUCCACACUUCUCACGAGGCUCGGACAGAGGGUCUGAAAUACUACAAGCUCGACUUCGGCGUCAAUUACAUUCAACCCCUAUUCACGUUCACCAGCCCACCUCGAACUUACAUCAACUGGAAAGCAGAUCGAGUCUGCAUCACUGAACCUCAGCUGUUCAAUACCAAGAAAUUCAACUUUUUUAACGACUUCAUCAAUCUGUGUAAGGAAAGAAGUCUCCGAAAUAUUGCCAUCAACGUGGAGUCCCUUCGUUAUGAUGAUCUUCUGGUGGCAAUAUCCAAAGGUCCUACGUCUCUCGAACAGAUCAAUCUAUUCAGUGCCAAUCGAUGGGUGAUAAACAGUGAGGUCUUCCGAGAAGAUCGAGCGGCUCUGAAGUUGUUGGUUAUGUCCGAGACAUUUAUCAUUCGCGCUGUGAUACGGGGAGAGGGAAAAUAUAACAACAAAGGAGACAUCAAUUGGGACAGAAUGGCAGAUUCCAGAGAUCUUGAACGCGCGGAGAAAAUUUUAAUGAGAGGAUUUGAGAAGUACGAGAAGAAGUUGGCAAAGCAGGCGAAGUCAAACAAAGCCACUAACGUGGCAGGAGCGUCCAGUUGGAUUCGUCCCAACGUCAGAUGGAGUGUAGCGAAACUGGAGUUCCUACCUGGGAAGACUAUCUAUGCGGACAUGCCGUGAAGUUUUCGGAUAAAUGGGAUUGAGAUUGCUGGGUCCUGGUCCCUGUGUUCCCCCGGCUUUGGCGUCAAACCGUCGAAGGGCUCAUUCGAAGUUCAACCCUGGAUUUCCAAUGACCGGUACUAAGAAUGAAAUAAUCCCUUGCUUGUUCUCACCAUCAAUCUCUCCGCGUCUUCUCUCUCCUCCUCUCCUUUUCUCCUCUUAUGUAGUUCAAAGAGCCAAACGAGACCAUAAGCGCCAUCUUACAUCAUGUGUCAAACAAACUUGCCAGCCAAGUCGCCAACACCUUCGCCACAAAUUUCGCCCAACUCUACUCCAAGGACUCCGACUUCUAGGGAAAUAUCAGGAAUUCCAAC